Molecule: messenger RNA, 1025 nt
Organism: Zingiber officinale
Lineage: Eukaryota; Viridiplantae; Streptophyta; Magnoliopsida; Zingiberales; Zingiberaceae
Product: phosphatidyl-N-methylethanolamine N-methyltransferase-like
Exons: 3
Coding region: 1-858 (285 amino acids)
Biological process (GO): phosphatidylcholine biosynthetic process
Molecular function (GO): S-adenosylmethionine-dependent methyltransferase activity
Source: RefSeq, a predicted model, not a curated record
AUGUGGGUCUCUAUGGAUGUGACCAAGAGAUCAUCUAAACUUCCGCCACCUCACCCUUCAAUUGUGGGUGAAUCAUCUGGGACUAUUGUUGAGACCUUGUGGGUUGUGGUCGAGACCAAGGUGCUUGCUCCCAAGACCCCUGACUCUAUUGCACCGACCCUGUGGUGGUUGAGAUGCCAGUUCCUAUUUUUUGAGCUGGAGGAGUCCCUCAAUAUCGCUAAGCUUAAAGCUGAGCCCAAAGCCAAAAUUGAGAUCCGACCAUGGAAGAGUGAUCGGACUCCCACGCAAACAUCAUCUCCUAGUCCAAACCAAAUGACUCAAGUCUGCAAAGGGCGAACCGUUUGGAUCGGGAGGAAGCCAUCAGCCAUGAACUCGGCGGCGGUGCUCGGGGUGCUGCUCCCUUUCCCCUUCUACUACAUCUUGUGGAACUACCCGCAGGCGUGGGUUGACCUGUGUGGGAAGGGGGUCGAUCCCUCUCACCGGAUGGCUCAGAUCUCCCACGUUCUCAAAGCUAUUCAGUUCGUCUCCCUCUUUUCGGUCGCAAGCUUCUCCCGGCCGCCCUGGUACUGUCUCCUCCUCUUCCUGGUCGGCCAGUUCCUCAACUUCAAGGUGUAUCAGUUGCUUGGUGAGGCAGGCACUUACUAUGGUGUGCGUUUCGGCAAGAACUUGCCUUGGGUGACAGAAUUUCCUUUCGGAUACAUAAAGGACCCUCAAUACGUGGGAAGCAUCCUCAGUUUGGUUGCAUGUCUCUGCUGGGUUCCUUUGGCCUACAUUGUUCUUUGGAUUGUAGGGUAUCUCCUGAUGAUGCAGGUAGAAGCGAGUGAAGACUCAGCAACUAGAGCCAAGCCUCUUCACUGAUUUGCAAACCCAAAUCCAGUGCGCAAAAUUUUGGUCGGUACGUUUGAACGAUGUCUCUCCUAUGAUUUUUCGUAUUCCUUAUAACUGGAAAAUAACUCUAUUUAUUGACAAAUCUUCAUAAAGAAUAAUCUAUCACCUUUGCUUGAUGUAGAAAUCAGUUCAAUUAA